Messenger RNA from Akanthomyces muscarius, 1002 nucleotides. RefSeq lists its product as uncharacterized. The transcript has 3 exons. The record is from RefSeq and is a predicted model, not a curated record. NCBI's taxonomy places the organism in Eukaryota, Fungi, Ascomycota, Sordariomycetes, Hypocreales, Cordycipitaceae. The coding region runs from base 1 to 1002 and encodes 333 amino acids.
AUGCUUCAAAAAAUCACAAAAGUAUAUGCAGACCAUGUCAUGCCCAUCGAAUGCGAUAUCUACACCGUCGCGGAGCCAGUGCCGGGCGCGCCUGUCGCUCUCUUCUUCCACGCCGGCGCAUUGACGGGCUGGGGCCGCGACUGCGUGCCGCCAUGGCUGGUACAGGCUUGCUGCAAGCAGAAAUGGCCGCUCAUCAGCGCCAGCUACCGCCUCAUGCCUCAGACGGGCACCGCCGGCCUGGCGGAGGACGUCACGGCCGCGUACGACUUUGCGCAGAGUUGGGACUGCAGCAGUGACAAGAAGCGGCGGGUCAUUGUCGUCGGCGCCAGUGCAGGAUUCUUUCUGGCCUCGUUUCUCGGCCGCACCGCCAACCCGCCGCCGCUGGCUCUCUUUUCCAUUGCCGGCAUCAACUCCUUCACGCACCCCUUCUACCGCUCCUCCGUUCUCGUGACGCCCGAGGUCACGCCCGACUCCGCCGUCGAGCCCGCCCUCGCCGGGCCGCUGGUCGUCGGCCGGUCCAUCCCCAACGGCCACGACGACGCCAGCAUCUUCCGCGUCGAUGCGCUUCAGAGCGACGCCGCCCGCGAUCCUGCCUGGACGCCGCCCGCGGUGCCGGACACGCGCACGCCGCAGGAGAAGCAGAUGUGGGACGCCCGCGCCCUGCUGUACCGGUACUUGAUCUACCACAACCGCUGGCCGGACAUGACGGCGGCGCUCGACGGCGGACGGGAGUGGCACGCGUGGACGGCGGCGCGCAGGGCGCAGUGGCCGCCGACCGUCAUCUUCCACGGAAGUGCCGACUCGGCUGUGCCGCUGGAAGUCAGCGAGCAGCUGCGCGAGGUCAUGGGCGCCGACAAGGUGUCGGUGUUUGUGGCAGAGGGUCAGGAUCAUCUGUUUGAGCGCGCCAUGUUUCUGGAGGACGAGAGGCCCGGCAUGAAUGCGGUACGGGACGCUGUGGCAAAGUUGGUCGAGGUAGUGAAGCAGGCAAAUGAGAGAAAGUAA